AUGGAACAAAGAGGCGCGCGCGGACGGGCGAGACGCUGUUUGCUGGGAUUUGCGGCCGCGCUGCUUUUGUGCAGCGGGACUUCGGCGCAAUUGAGGUACUCCAUCUCCGAGGAGGUCGACGAAGGAACCGUGGUGGGAAAUGCCGCAAAGGACCUCGGAUUGGAUCGGAACGCGCUGAAGGAGCGCAGGUAUCGGAUCGUCUCGGGCAGUGCGGAGCCUCUUUUCCACGUGAGCCAGGCCGAUGGCGUCCUCUACGUCAGCAGGAAGAUCGACAGGGAAAAGGAGUGUCCGCAAAGCGCUGCGUGUCUGAUCAACCUAAAAACGGUGCUAGAAAACCCACUGGAGGUCCACUAUGUGGGAGUGGAAAUCUUGGACGUGAACGACCACUCCCCCACAUUUGCCGAGGAAGAAACGAAGAUGGACAUUCCUGAAUCGGUGCUGCCUGGGGCGAGAUUUCAGCUGAAAGCGUCUCAGGAUGGUGACAGUGGUCACUUUUCUGUUCAGCAAUAUAAACUCAGUGAAAAUAAUUAUUUUCGCUUAGAAGUUAAAGACAAAGGAAAAGAUGCCAAAAUUCCCGUACUGGUUGUUAAAAAAUCGUUAGAUAGGGAAGCAACAGAACACAUUUCAGUUGUGUUAACUGCAGUGGAUGGAGGAAAACCUCCAAAAACAGGUGCAAUGAAUAUUUCAAUAAAUGUGCUGGACAUCAACGAUAAUGCGCCGAUAUUCUCUGAAGAAAUCUAUUCUGUGAUGCUCCAGGAAAAUGCCGAAAUGGGAACGACUGUCGUUCAAGUGAGUGCAACUGAUUUAGAUGAAGGAUCAAAUGGAGAAGUAGUUUAUUCCUUCAGCAACAGUAUGAAUCAAAAUAUAAUGGAUUUAUUUCAUAUCACAGAAAAAACAGGAGAGAUUGUAGUGAAAGGCCCGAUAGACUACGAGGAGAACGACGUCUUUGAAAUUGAAGUUCAAGCGUCAGAUAAAGGUUCUGUUCCACUAACAACAGAAAAAAGUGUCAUCAUCAAGGUUGUUGAUGUGAAUGACAAUGCACCUGAGAUCGAAGUCACGUCAUUUUCCAGUUCCAUUCCGGAAGAUUCCAGACUAGGAACCACAGUUGCUCUCAUCAGUGUCAACGACUUGGAUUCUGGCCCGAACGGGAAAGUCAUUUGCUCCAUAAGCCAGGAUCUUCCUUUUGCCUUGUCGCCGUCAUUACAAGACAAAAUGUAUUCUUUAGUUACGAAAUCCCCUUUGGACCGGGAGAAAAGGUCCACGUACGACAUAUCGGUAGUUGCCAGAGACGCCGGACGACCCGCACUCUCGUCCGAGAAGACGAUAAGCGUUUACGUUUCAGAUGUCAACGACAACAGGCCCGAGUUUGCCUUCAGUCCUUACACUUUCUACGUCGCCGAGGGCAACAAAGCGGGCGCCUCCGUCUUUUCCAUCCAAGCUUCUGACCGCGACGAUGGCGAGAACGCUGCCAUCACAUACCGGAUUCUCAGAGAAGGGAGAGAAGAAAAUAAGCCGUCUUCGUUUCUGAGUAUAAAUAGCCAAAGCGGAGAAGUCACAGCGCUGAAAAGUUUUGACUUUGAGGCGCUGAAAAGCUUCCAGUUCCAGGUGUCGGCCACGGACGGCGGAAGUCCUCCGCUGAGCGGCAACGUGACGGUCAAGGUGUUCAUUCUGGAUCAGAACGACAACGCUCCGGUCAUCGUGUAUCCGCUCAGCUCCAACGGUUCCGCCCAAGGCGCGGAGGAGAUUCCCCGCAAUAGCAAAGCGGGAGACUUGGUGACCCGAGUCCGAGCCUACGACGCCGAUACGGGAUAUAACGGCUGGUUACUGUUUUCGCUGCACCCGCCUGGCGAGCGCGCUCUCUUUUCUUUGGACCGCUACACGGGCCAGAUCAGAACUCUUCGCUCCUUCACGGAGACGGACGGGGCCGAGCAUCGGCUGCUGGUACUGGUCAAAGACAACGGCGACGUUUCGCUGUCGGCGACGGCUACCGUCACCGUCAAACUGGCGGAGCCCAAAGAGGUUUUCGCCGCUUCCGACCACGUCCAAAGUGCGGCCGAAGCGGACCGCAGCGAGGACCGGCUGACUUUUUAUCUGGCGCUGACUUUGGGCUCGGUCUCGUUGCUUUUGGUGAUCAGCGUGGUGGUGCUGAUCGCCAUGCGCUGCUCCAAAUCCACAGAGUACACUUCCAAAUAUCUCCAAGACCCCCAUUAUGACGGCACGCUGUGUCACAGCAUCCAGUACCGAUCCGGGGACAAACGCUACAUGCUGGUCGGACCCAGGAUGAGUAUCGGUUCCACUGUCAUGUCGGGCAGCCGUGCCAACACGCUGCUCAUGUCUGACGCCACAAGCGCAGCAGGGGAGGUAAGACAAAUACUGAACAAAUUGCCUCUUUAA
Molecule: messenger RNA, 2394 nt
Organism: Syngnathoides biaculeatus (alligator pipefish)
Lineage: Eukaryota; Metazoa; Chordata; Actinopteri; Syngnathiformes; Syngnathidae
Product: protocadherin alpha-3-like
Exons: 1
Coding region: 1-2394 (797 amino acids)
Biological process (GO): homophilic cell-cell adhesion
Cellular component (GO): plasma membrane
Molecular function (GO): calcium ion binding
Source: RefSeq, a predicted model, not a curated record